Messenger RNA from Zymoseptoria tritici IPO323, 159 nucleotides. RefSeq lists its product as uncharacterized. Lineage: Eukaryota; Fungi; Ascomycota; Dothideomycetes; Mycosphaerellales; Mycosphaerellaceae. The record is from RefSeq and is a predicted model, not a curated record. The annotation marks the transcript as partial. The transcript has a single exon.
GAGUUCGCUCUAGGCUUAACAUACGUCGCUAUUUCUCGUAUACGCACGCUAGAGGGCCUACUGUUUAAGUCGUUAUUCGACUUUGUACGCAUUCGCGAUCUCGGAGCCGGUAAGAUCUUACAGAUGCGGAAGGAAGAUAAACUCCGCCGCGAGCCGUAG